Molecule: messenger RNA, 1689 nt
Organism: Exophiala spinifera
Lineage: Eukaryota; Fungi; Ascomycota; Eurotiomycetes; Chaetothyriales; Herpotrichiellaceae
Exons: 1
Coding region: 1-1689 (562 amino acids)
Source: RefSeq, a predicted model, not a curated record
AUGCGCGCCAUCAAUGCUGCACAGCUGCUCGGCAUCAUUGCAUGCACAGUCCCCUUGACGAAGUCACAGUCUCUCGGAUUCGAUGUCCGCGAAGCUACCAUCUCAUCUCUACACGCUUCGUUGUUCUCUGGCGUCACAACGUGCCGCGACAUCGUGAGUUCCUUCAUCGCUAGGAUUGAGCGCUUCGAUCCCGACAUCAACGCCAUCAUAGCACUGAACCCAGACGCGCUGUCGAUUGCUGACUCGCUCGACACGGCCUUGUCCAGCGGGAACGCCACGGGGUCACUCUUCUGUAUUCCCAUCCUGCUCAAGGACAACUACGACGCCACCCCCAUGCCAUCAACGGGGGGUUGUCUCGCUCUCAACUCGUCUCUGCCGGCCCAUGAUGCCCCGACCGUAUCGGCCCUUCGCAAUGCAGGCGCAGUCAUCCUCGGUAAAGCGAACCUCCACGAGCUCGCACUAGAGGGUCUCUCGGUAUCCAGUCUCGGCGGUCAGACUUUGAACCCCUACGACUUCAGCCGCACCCCAGGCGGCAGUUCCGGGGGCACAGGCGCGGCCGUCGCAGCGUCGUUUGCAGUCUUCGGCACGGGCACCGACACAGUCAACUCUCUGCGGUCCCCGGCGAGCGCAAACUCCCUCUUCUCCUUCCGUCCGACGAGAGGUCUGAUCUCGCGCGCCGGCGUCAUCCCCAUCUCCUACACCCAAGACACGGUCGGCGCGAUAGGUCGAUGCUUACACGACAUCGCCACCGCCCUGACCGUCAUGUCCAGCGUCGGGUACGAUGCACGCGACAACGUAACGUCGGCGGCGCCCCCCUCGAUCGUCGGGACAGACUACACGACGUUCCUCUCCCCCCUCAACAACCUCACGGGCUUGCGCAUCGGCGUGCUCGAAGGCUUCAUCAACCGCACCGCCACCAACGAGACCACGCCCGUCACCUCGGCCGUGUCCACUGUGCUCGCCCUCUUGCAGUCCCAGGGCGCGACCGUCGUCAACAUCACCGAACCCAUCUACAACGCCUCGGCCAUCUCGUCCGCAAUGGACGUGCAACCGUUCGAGUACCGCGAGGGCCUGACGUCCUACCUCUCCUCGCCGGACCUGAAGGGCGCGCACCCGUCGAGCAUGGCCGAUCUGUACACCAGGGGCAACGGCACCUCGACCGGCACGGCGCCCGACUUCCUCGUCAUCCCCAGCGAGUACGCGUACCUCGAGUCGAGCCUGCGCUCGUCGACCGGGAACGCGAGCUACCUCGCGCGACAAGCGCUGAUCGCCAACCUGACGCGCACUUUGCACUCGACGUUCCUGUCGCACGGCCUCGACGCCAUCGUCUACCCGGAGCAGAAGAACCUCGUGGUGCCCGUCGGCUCCGCGUCGCAGUCGGGCCGCAACGGCAUCCUGGCCGCCGUCACGGGGAGUCCCGUGAUCACGAUCCCCGUCGGCUUCUCGCCCGCCACGGCGUCCGCGCCCAUCGGCAUCCCCAUCGGCAUGGAACUCCUGGGCCUGCCCUUCACCGAGGGCCCGUUGCUGAAGCUGGCAAAGGGCAUAGACGACCGCCUGCACGCGCGCAGGAUGCCCGUGACCAACGGCCUGAACGAGACAAUCGACGUCACGACCGCCGCGUACACGAGCGUUCCCAAAGUGAGACCUCUCCACAACAUUCCGAGUCAGUAUCCGCUCGGCGUUUACUGA